Molecule: messenger RNA, 203 nt
Organism: Nezara viridula (southern green stink bug)
Lineage: Eukaryota; Metazoa; Arthropoda; Insecta; Hemiptera; Pentatomidae
Source: the annotation of a GenBank genome assembly
AUGGUGUGGAAGACUGUCCCAAAGCCAGAAGGUGUGAUGGCGGCAGAGACGAUGCAGGUCACAGCGACGACUACGGCAAUCAGCUUCAUGUUUCCACUUGUGGUGUGUCUGCGGAAGAUGUCUCAACGUCUACUCGCAAGGAAUUUAUACCAACAGCUGAGAGAUAAACCAUUUUGGUAUUGGCAUCCAAGGGCAAAAGUUCU